This is a messenger RNA of Prionailurus viverrinus (fishing cat), 8738 nucleotides long. It is a transcript of the gene CCNT2, whose product is annotated as cyclin T2. The record is from RefSeq and is a predicted model, not a curated record. The transcript has 8 exons. Bases 2202 to 3989 code for a protein of 595 amino acids. Gene Ontology annotation, cellular component: cyclin/CDK positive transcription elongation factor complex; nucleus. Gene Ontology annotation, biological process: regulation of transcription by RNA polymerase II; positive regulation of DNA-templated transcription, elongation. NCBI's taxonomy places the organism in Eukaryota, Metazoa, Chordata, Mammalia, Carnivora, Felidae. Gene Ontology annotation, molecular function: cyclin-dependent protein serine/threonine kinase activator activity.
GGAAUCUACCCUGAAGAUCAUUGCUUAGUUCUCCGAAUAUUUAAUUUUCUUAAUUAUUUGUAGAAUUUUAGAAUCGUUCAUUAGUAAACAUACUUUGUUUCCAUUGAGACUAUAUUGUAAGGAGAAAAAAGUCUGUGGUUUGAAAGUACUUGCUAUUGAGGCUUAUAAAAAGUCUGAAGAGAAUGGAGCAAUCACUGGGAAUCCUAAGAGGCUGUGCCAGGAAAAGCUCAUUGGAGACUUUCAGAAGGUACCUUUUAGGCAAGUAAGAGAAAUCUUGGAUCAUCUGGCACUUAGGAAAAAAGUUUAUUAAGUUCAGUCUAAUGUGACAUGUGGCUUGAGCCUGUAUUGCUUCACUCUUUGGUAAAUAGUGCUAGCAUUUGAUGGCCGGCUUAGCCAUUCCCCUCUUAGACAUGAAUUAGGUAAAAAGUGAGAGAUUGUGGGACACUGAGAGUAUCUUAUAUUGUUUCUUGCAUUUCUUACCUUUGUAUUGGCUGUUAGAUUUUUACUGUGGGAUUUGGAAUACCUAGAAUUUAACAUUGGUGCCUUUAUAUUUUAUAUGUGGAUUAUCCACCUAUCAUUCGCUUGGCAAAUAUACUGAACAGCAGCUGCACAAUGCAAGACAAUGGGAAUGUGAAUGAAUAAUUCAGUGUCUAUAUUUAAGCUGCUUCUGGACUAGUAGGGCAGACAAAAUUAGUAAGCCAGAGGUUAGAAUACAGCGAAAGUACAAUGACAGAGGUGUACACAGUUUCCUAUUGAAUAAAGAAGGGCACUUCAUUUUGACUGAGGAAUUUUCCUUAGGAUGAGGUAAACAUUUAAGUAGAAAAGGAAUUAAAGUAGGUAGCAUAGGAAAUUCUCAGUAUGUGGAAAAAAUAACUGGGAUAGGAAAUGAUUGUCCACUCUCUUGUACUUUCUGCAUUUCAGAAAAAUCCCUGCCCUGUAUGGCUGCUGUUGUACUGGUAUUUCAAGAAUAUUAACUAAUUUUCAUGUUACUUAAUUAAAUCUUUGGUAAAGAAUAAUAGUAGUUUAUUCUAAAUCUAAGAAAACUAAGAGUAAGUUGCCUUUUUGAGUAUUCUUAAUUUUUAAGUCUUUUCCUUGUUUUAAUUUUGAAAGAUGGAAAUAAGUUGGAAAGUCCAAGUUGAAAUUAUUCAGUCCUUUUAAGAUAACAUUACUUGUUCUUUGGAGCCAAACUGAUGUAAUUUUACAUCUGUUUUGAAGUCAUUUUCACUCCAUUUACUCAUCUGCAAAUGAAAUUGGACUAGCUAGAGAAGGUCCCUUUCAGAUCCAAAAUCCAGUGAUUAAAUUUCAUGGCUCAGCAUUAUUUAUAAGUUGUUUUAAAAGCUUAGAGGAAAGAAUCUACCUUCUGGUAUCAGAAAUUUUGUCCUUAACUACCCAAAUCAUGUAGCAUGCUUAAUGCCUCUUUCUGUCCUCCCCUCCCUCUUCUGGCAUUGUUUCUGUAUAGUGAUUGGUGAUCCCUAAGAUACAGUAAGAUUCAGAUGUUCAUCUCUUGAAAAAUAACCUGAAUCUUGACUUCUAGAAAUCAUCUUCCCAUGAAAAAUUUCUUCUGUGUAAUGUUAGAAUAUUAUUUGAAUUUAGAGUAUGCCUGUUUUCUGAGUCAGCAGUAAAUUUGGUUUAUUACUUUUUGGGUAAAUAUUGCUCAGAAUUGAUGUUUCUCUAAGUCAAUGUCUUUAUAGUGCUGUGUUCUUACACUUCAAUCCCAAGAACAUAUAACUUAACUAAAGCUUAAAAAAAAAAUUGCUUAUUUCUUGAUCUCCAUUUGGCAAUGUCUCUACUCUAUUGAUUUAUCUUACAUGUUCAUUAUCUGGUUCUUUAACUAUCGUUAAUAUUGCUAUAGUGAAGUAAUAGAGUUAGUAGCAAUUUCAUGUUCAGAAUCUUCUCAUUUUGCCUUGUAGAUCCUUUUUCUGUCCUAAAGCAAUAUUGCGUAGCUCUUAGCCACACAAGUGAAUUGUUGGUUAAUUUAAAAGAAACCUAGAAAGUAGUGGCUGUAUCUAAAAAGAAGGAAAAUCUAGAUAAUAUCACCUACUGCAUUAUUUUUGGCUGCAAAAGUGGAAGAACAGGCUCGAAAACUUGAACAUGUUAUCAAAGUAGCACAUGCUUGUCUUCAUCCCCUAGAGCCACUGCUGGAUACUAAAUGUGAUGCUUACCUUCAACAGACUCAAGAACUGGUUUUACUUGAAACCAUAAUGCUACAAACCCUAGGUUUUGAGAUCACCAUUGAACAUCCACACACAGAUGUGGUGAAAUGUACCCAAUUAGUAAGAGCAAGCAAGGAUUUGGCACAGACAUCCUAUUUCAUGGCUACCAACAGUCUACACCUUACCACCUUCUGUCUUCAGUACAAACCAACAGUGAUAGCAUGUGUAUGUAUUCAUUUGGCUUGCAAAUGGUCCAAUUGGGAGAUUCCUGUGUCAACUGAUGGAAAACAUUGGUGGGAAUAUGUCGAUCCUACAGUUACUCUAGAAUUACUAGAUGAGCUAACACAUGAGUUUCUACAAAUAUUGGAGAAAACACCUAGUAGGUUGAAGAGGAUUCGAAACUGGAGGGCCAAUCAGGCGGCUAAGAAACCAAAAGUAGAUGGACAAGUUUCAGAAACGCCACUUCUUGGUUCAUCUUUGGUCCAGAAUUCCAUUUUAGUAGAUAGUGUUACUGGUGUGCCUACAAACCCAAGUUUUCAGAAACCAUCUACAUCAGCAUUCCCUGCACCAGUCCCUCUAAAUUCAGGAAGCAUUUCUGUUCAAGACAGCCACACAUCUGAUAAUCUGUCCAUGCUAGCAGCAGGAAUGCCAAGUACCUCAUACAGUUUGUCAUCACACCAAGAAUGGCCUCAACAUCCAGAAUCAGCAAGGACAGAACAGAUGUAUUCACAGAAACAAGAGACCUCUUUGUCUGGUGGCCAGUACAACAUCAACUUCCAGCAGGGACCUUCUGUGUCACUGCAUUCGGGAUCACAUCACAGACCUGACAGAAUUUCCGAUCAUUCAUCCAUUAAGCAAGAAUAUACUCAGAAAGCAGGGAGCAGUAAACACCAUGGACCAAUUUCUGCUACUCCUGGAGUCAUUCCUCAGAAAAUGUCUUUAGAUAAAUACAGAGAAAAGCGUAAGCUAGAAACCCUUGAUCUGGAUGUAAGAGAUCAUUAUCUAGCCGCCCAGGUAGAACAGCAGCACAAACACGUGCAGUCACAGUCAGCCAGCAGCAGUUCUGUCACUUCUCCCAUUAAGAUGAAAAUUCCCAUCACAAACCCCGAAAAACCUGAAAAAUACACAGUGGAUAAGAAGGAAAAGAGUGGAUCACUAAAAUUACGGAUUCCAAUACCACCCGCUGAUAAGAGUGCCAGUAAGGAAGAACUGAAAAUGAAAAUAAAAGUUGCUUCCUCAGAAAGACAUAGCUCUUCUGACGAGGGCAGCGGGAAGAGCAAGCAUUCCAGCCCACAUGUUAGCAGAGACCAUAAGGAGAAGCACAAGGACCAUGCCGCGAACCGCCACCACCCCAGCGGGCACAAGCAUUCCCACUCCCACAGUGGCAGCAGCAGCGGUGGCAGUAAACACAGUGCCGAUGGAAUCCCACCCACUGUUCUGAGGAGUCCUGUUGGCCUGAGCAGUGAUGGCAUUUCCUCUAGUUCCAGCUCUUCGAGGAAGAAGCUGCAUGUCAAUGAUGCAUCUCACAACCAUCACUCCAAAAUGAGCAAAAGUUCGAAAAGUUCAGGUAGUUCAUCUAGUUCUUCCUCCUCUGUUAAGCAGUAUAUAUCCUCUCACAACUCUGUUUUUAACCAUCCCUUACCCCCUCCUCCCCCUGUCACAUACCAGGUGGGCUACGGACAUCUCAGCACCCUCGUGAAACUGGACAAGAAGCCAGUGGAGACCAACGGUCCUGAUGGCAAUCACGAGUACAGUACAAACAGCCAGCAUAUGGACUACAAAGACACAUUCGACAUGCUGGACUCGCUGUUAAGUGCCCAAGGAAUGAACAUGUAAUCAUUUGUUUAGGUCCAUUUUUCCUUUACUUUUUUAAUUUAAAAAUGGUUAGAAUGGAAAACUUCCUCCUGAUCUAGCAGUGGUGACACCUGCUAUUGCUGCCACUGUUUCAAUAUUUGUAAGUGCUGCUUUAUUCUUCAUUCUGAAAAGAAGAGAUUAUAGUAAACAAGUCUUUAUCUCCACAUAUGAUAGUGUUAUAAAUACUGUAAAAGCAUGGAAGGUGCAAAACUCAGUAUUUCUACAAUUGCAGCUAAGAACAUUAGGAUGAAUGGCUGGCUGCUUCUAGGAAUAUAAGAUGCCUCAAGCAUUCAUUAUUUAUAAUUUGAAUACUGUAGCUAUUUUAUGUUGUUGUUGCUUGGCUUUCGAAUGAGUGUAAAUUGUUUUCUUUUUGUGUAUUUAUACUUGUAUGUAUGAUUUGCAUGUUUCGAUGAUAAAGGGAUAAAACAGUAUACUGACAACUGUUUACAAGAAAGUGGAGAAAAAUGUACAUACAUUUUUGUAUGUUUAGAUAUUACCAUAAAUACUCAGGAUUGGAGCUGCUUGUAAGUAUAACAAUAUAACUUUAUUUUAUCUUGUCCGAGUCCAUCACUAAUCUAAAACAAAGGUGGCACUUUUUCAUGUUAACCUUAAACUCUAGGCCUUACUGGAAGCCACUGAAGGGGGACACUUCACUACAGAUGGGUAUGCAGUGCCACAGAUGGUCAUUUAUUUACACUGUGAGGCACUGAACUUUUGCCUUCAGAGCUUCUGACCAGGUUGGCUGCUGAAAUAGCCCCUACUUUUCUGAAGGCUUGAAGAGGAAAAAAAUAAAGUUUACAUACUCUUGAUGUGAAGUGCAUUUUAAAUGUGUGUUGGCUUGUUGCAGUACUAUAAACACAGAGCUGUUAAUAAUGGUUAUGUAGAUUACUGUGAUUUGAAAACUAAACUCACAAAAACUUAUAUAGUGAAGAAUUAGUAAGUUUUUUUCUUAAAUAAAGAACUUUAACACUACAUAUUUUACCAGUAAACAGGGAUUGCUUUUCCUUUAGUGUUCAGAAUGACACCAUAUUCUUAAACAUACUCCUCCCCUGAAGUGUGUUCGUGUGUGAUGCCAUAUUUCUUUUUCAGGUAAAUGCAGUCUUCCUUAUAGAAAUGAAAUUAAACCUGUCGCUCUCUCGGUUCUUUUAUAUUCUUCUAACAAUAAAUACAAAGUAAAGAUCAUUGACUGUGCAUCGUACCUAUAUAUACAGCUUAUGGUUGUUACCAAGAAGCUCUGUGAGAAAAAAGGGUUAGCCUCCAGGUGAACAGCUAGUGGAGGUUUUCCGUUUGUUGCACAUCCCAGUAUAUUCCUGUUGAGGUCAGGUUUGCACAGUCAUCUAACUUCUGAACAAACAAUAGACUUUAACUUGUUUAAAAUUUGUCUGAAACACCAAUAAUGUGGCUCCAGUUUCUCAGCUAAUCUUGAAUUUAUUCUGUGGUAAAUCUUUGAGCUGUUGAGUAUCUUUAGAUGGGGUGAAUUCAACUUUUGUUGAACUAAAAACUGUCUUAAUUUUUUCCUUUAUGUAUAUGAAUUAUUUUUGUUAAAAAGCCACUGAUACGUGCACAAUUGUAAUUUUACUCAAGUAUGUUGCAGUUGUAAAUAUUAGAGUUUAAUCUCGUGCUCUACUUUAUUUAGCAAUUACUUAAUUUGCCAGUAGCUCUAUAAUUUUUUUUAAGAUAAUUGUUCAUUAUUUUGUCAAUGCUAUUUGAACUUAGGAUACUAGGAGCCUCUUUCCAGGGACUUUGCCUAGGGAGCAUGUCCUAACAUUUGUUCUUGUCUUGCAUAACUUUAGUAAUCUUUGUCAUUACGUGUAACUUUGUUGCUCUGUAUGGCAUAUUAUUGUAUCCAUAAACACAGUAAUUUUGAUACAGUUCUACUUUUACAGUGGUACAUAAUUCGAGGACUAGUAUAGAAUUAAGCUGAGUGCAAGAUGAGGGAGGGAAGGGUUUUGUUCUUGGUAAUUUAGAUGUGAAACCUCUAAGGAGCUAUCAUGUGAAACGACAUAGGGUGGUUGUGCUACUGUAUAAUUGGGGAUGAUAAUACCAGGAAUUUUAAUAAGAUUUUGUAAAGAGUAUCCAAAAAGUAGUGAACUUAUUUUCAGUAUGACAUAGAAACAAUGUGAAUAUUUAAGGUCUGUGACUAUACUUAAACUUCACUAAGAAUUUGCAGAACUGUUUCGAGAUGUGGGAAUAAAGGUAAUUUUGUUGAAUCUUUAUUGGUGCUAAUGAUGGACAGUUUAAAAGGUAGCUAGUAUAUAUUGUUAUGGGUCAGUACUUAUUAGUACUUCCAGAAUUGAAUUUGAAAUGCUAUGUAUUCACUUUUCACUCUGUAAAUGUAAUUCUUUACGAUGACUUUAUUUAUUAAAGGGCAGCCAGUUGUAAUUUGUACAGGAUUGUGUGAGCUAUUCAAACUCUUUAACCUCUGAACAGGAUUAUAGCUUCCAAAUGCACCGUGGGGAUGAAUAUGAAAAUCCUUUUAAGUUUCAUUUCCAUUAAAUGAAAACCCCUAUUACUCAUAUUACUGUUAAUUUGCUUUACCCAUCUCAUUUGCAUAAAAUAGUUCAUCAGCCUAGUCCCAAUAGGCUCAACCAAAGAAAAAGACUCCAAUGAAUGGACGUUAUUACCGAGUCUUUUUGUAAGUAGCCAUAAGUAAACCAAAAUAGUAUCAUCAAAUUUAGGUAUGAAAUUCCACAUGUGCAAAGUACUGUUAAGGUGAUUUACAUUUUUGAUGAGAUUUUUUUUAAAUAUUUGAAAUAUUAAAAAGCGUUAUCUUUAAACAUCCUUUAAAAGAGUGAUUCAUUUUUUUAGUUGUCUUUUCCCUAGGUCAUAGUUUUCUUACCUUUAUGCAGAAGCACAUUGCAUAGAAAGGCUUUACUUCUACCUCUCUAAGUAGUUUUCCAGUAUUGAGCUGUGCCCCCCUAUAUAUUUGCCUUAGCUACUUUAAAAUAUGCUUUCGGAACCAAAAAGCAAAGGAGAGUUUGUUUUUCACUGAGACAUUCUUGGAGGCCUGCUUAACCAAACUAGUGGUGAUAUCCUUUAGUGGUACAACCUUGCAAAAUGCCCCAAUUCCUUCUUGUUUUACCUGAGGUUCGUUUCUUAAGUUUGUCUUUGGAAGCAGUUAAAGGUGCGUCUUGGUCUUUCUCUGCAUGUGCAGAUGCAUUCUGGUUAGAAUCGUUGAUCCACAUUUCUUCCAUGCCAUGUGAGAGGUGCUUGCAUCACUUUGUUACCAACAGGUUAUAAUUAGGGUAGGAGACCUUAUUUUUGGCCUACCCUCCUCCAACUUAACGAGAUGACUAGUCUCCUUCAGAGAACCAAAUUUUAAAUGUGUUUGUUAGUUACCAGUUGCCUUGCCUUAAAGCAUUUUGAGCACAUUUUUUGGUUAGAUUUGAGAAUUUAAAUUGCUGAUUUUUAUUCUUUAACCAACCUUAGAGAUAAACCACUGCUUGCCUAUGCAUCACUGUUGUGUACUGUAGAAUUAUCUUUGGUUGAUCAGAUAUUUUAGGGUAUUUUGCAUUUACUACGGAAAUAAGAAGGGUUGUUUUGGGGUUUGUUUGUUUACAUGGUAGUAGUAUCUCUAAAGGAAGACAGUUAUGUUCUCAAGACACCUCAUCAUUCCCAAAUUUUAUCUAAUCAGUGAGCAGUUGUUUCUUGCCUAGUACUGUGCACUUUUAAGAUCUCUUUGCUGAGGAACAUUAGAGAGCCCUUGUGGAAGAAUUCUUGAUUCAGCAGUCUCUUGCUCAAGAGGCUUUCUUGGAAGGCAAUAGGGUUUGCUAACUGUAUUUACAGAUGAAGGCUCAGUUAAUCCCAUGCCCAGGUAACUUGCAUUAACUGAGCUAACAGAAUGAUACUUGUUAAUUUUGUGUACCCAUGUAUUUAUGAUAGGCGAUUUAGAAAACAGCACAUUCUGUCUCUGGCGUCCUAGGGUGUGAAGUUAUGAUACCAUCGUAUUGAGAAUUCACAGUUACGUUAAGAUCUGAAAUUUGAUUGCUGUAAGCUGACGUAUGUAAGUCAAAUAGAAGUUUGCUUGUUUUGUAAGGGAAGUUUGCCUUGGAAACGUCUGUCUUUAUAAUAGAGAUGAUCUUGCCAGUGGGACUGGAAUGCUCAGUGUUUGAGGUCUGAUGCCGUGCAUCUAUUUUUUAUUCCACAAUGUUGAUGUGUGCGCUGCCAGCUUUUGUUUCUGUGACUCCUCUUAACUCUGUUCUAUGUAGUUUACUAGUAUCUAUUUUCACCUGACAGAUUCUUUAGACUAGGUUGAUAAGCAAGACACAUUGAAGGUUGUGUGGCUCCAGCUACGAGUAAUUGUGUUUUCAUCAAGGUGAGGUAACCCAUACCCUGUGAUUCUUUAACCCCAAAGGAAAUUCUGAGGGCUAAUUUUCUUUAUUUCAAGCUUUUGGGAGGAAGCCUUCCUUAAAAUUUGUUUAGUAGUUGGUUUAAUUUGAUUGCCUGUUGUUUGUUAAGUAAUGAGUACGUUCUUUCUUUCAAGGUAUGUUUUUCAAGUGGAUUUACUUGGUUUGUAAAACCUCACUUGUACUCAUUUGUUGUCAGCAACGAUUGGGAUUUUGUUUUCUGAAUGUACUCAAAACCCCCAAGGACUACUGAAUAGGGUGUUUGCUAAUAGAAAAUCCAAAACAGGAAUGUGUAUAUGUGGCAUGAAUUUGAUUAGUCAUUGAAUUUCAGCUCCGUAUCUAUUACGAGGAAUUAUUAAUAAAAUGUGUUUAUUGAAAAUGUCAA